UCAGAAUUCUUUGAAUAUCAGGCAUGGCAGCAAUGGUGGCUCAUCAUUGCAACGACAUGUUGAGCAGAGGAAGGCAUCGAAGGAUUUUCGGUCAUUUGUUAGGCACACGGGAACACGAAUUUCUCAGGCCUCACAAAGUAUAAAGCUGGGAGAAGAAGGGUGAAAAGAAAGGUACUAUGCUGAGAAGAAGGGUGGAAAGAAGGCAGUUGGGGGUAUGGUGAGGAGAGAUACAUCUGGUAUUAUGAGAAGGGUUGGGAGAAAUUUUAAGGAAAGAUUACAAGAACUUGGAGGACUUGAUGCAGUCUUUGAUUUUGCUGUAAGUUGCCACUCAGUUAUGGAGGUCACUGAAGAACAGCUUGAAGGGCUCUUCCAAAGUUUAGAGGUAAAUUUGGGCAGUAGAGGGAUCAGCACCAAAUGGAGAUGUAUUAGGAAGCCAGUCAAGUGGCAAAUGAUGCAGUUGGUGGUAUUCGGACAAUUGCAUCUAUUUGUGGAGAACAGAAGGUUAUGGAUCUUUACCAAGAGAAAUGCGAGGUCCCAAUGAAGCAUGGAGUCCGACAAGGAAUUGUAAGCGGCGUGUGGGCUUUGGAUUCUCCUUCUUCGUGGUCUUCUGCACCAACGCCCUCAUUUUCUAUGCCGGUGCUCAUCUUGUACAUGAUGGGACAUUUUCCAAA
Messenger RNA from Magnolia sinica, 671 nucleotides. Its product is annotated as wings apart-like protein 2. NCBI's taxonomy places the organism in Eukaryota, Viridiplantae, Streptophyta, Magnoliopsida, Magnoliales, Magnoliaceae. The coding region runs from base 215 to 541 and encodes 108 amino acids. The record is from RefSeq and is a predicted model, not a curated record. The transcript has 6 exons.